GAAUUCCCUGCUGCAAUCUGAUUUCCUGGCAUUCUGUGCCCCUGCAGCCCCUGGAGGCGAUGCACGAGAAGGCGAUGCCGGAGGAUCCGCGCUACGGGCAGAUGAAGGGCAUGGGGAUGCGCCCGGGGGGGCACGCGGGCAUGGGGCCCCCCCCCAGCCCCAUGGACCAGCAUUCCCAAGGUUACCCAUCCCCUCUGGGUGGCUCGGAGCACGCCUCCAGCCCGGUGCCCUCCAACGGCCCCUCCAGCAGCUCCGCCGGCGGCUCCGGCACCGCCCUGGACGGCUCCGGCUCCGACUCGCCCGCGCUGGGCCGGGGCCCGUCGCCCUUCAACGCCGCCCAGCUGCACCAGCUGCGUGCCCAGAUCAUGGCCUACAAGCUGCUGGCACGAGGGCAGCCCCUUCCAGAGCAUCUCCAGGUGGCCGUGCAGGGCAAGCGGCCGCUGCCGGGGAUGCAGCCGCAGAUUCCUGCUCUACCUCCGCCCGCCGGCGCCGCGCAGGGCCCGGGGCUGGGCCCUUUUUUGCCGGAAUUUUGGGAAUUUCCAGGAAUAGGAGGGCCCAACAUGCCCCCUCCUGGACCCUCAGGAGUUCCCCCCGGGAUGCCAGGACAGCCCCCCGGGGGCCCCCCCAAGCCCUGGCCAGAAGGGCCGCUGUCGGCGGCGGCUCCGGGCGGUGCCCCCCAGAAGCUGCUGCCGCCUCCCCCCGCAGGUCGCCCGUCCCCGGUGCCCCCGGCGGUGCCGCCGGCGUCGCCACCAAACCAACCCCGGGGUGGUUUUUUGGGGUUGCAGCUGCGGCAGGAGGUGGUGGUGUGCAUGCGGCGCGACACGGCGCUGGAGACGGCGCUCAACGCCAAGGCCUACAAGCGCAGCAAGCGGCAGUCGCUGCGCGAGGCCCGCAUCACCGAGAAGCUGGAGAAGCAGCAGAAGAUCGAGCAGGAGAGGAAGCGGCGCCAGAAGCACCAGGAAUACCUCAACAGCAUCCUGCAGCACGCCAAGGACUUCAAGGAGUACCACCGGAGCGUCAGCGGAAAGAUCCAGAAGCUCACCAAGGCCGUGGCCACCUACCACGCCAACACCGAGCGCGAGCAGAAGAAGGAGAACGAGCGCAUCGAGAAGGAGCGGAUGCGGCGCCUCAUGGCCGAGGAUGAGGAGGGCUACCGCAAGCUCAUCGACCAGAAGAAGGACAAGCGCCUGGCCUACCUGCUGCAGCAGACCGACGAGUACGUGGCCAACCUGACCGAGCUGGUGCGGCAGCACAAGGCGGCCCAGGUGGCCAAGGAGAAGAAGAAGAAGAAGAAGAAGAAGAAGGCCGAGAGCGCCGAGGGACAGGCUCCGGCCAUCGGCCCCGACGGCGAGCCCCUGGACGAGACCAGCCAGAUGAGCGAUCUCCCGGUGAAGGUGAUCCACGUGGAGAGCGGGAAGAUCCUGACGGGCACCGACGCGCCCAAGGCCGGGCAGCUGGAGGCCUGGCUGGAGAUGAACCCGGGGUACGAGGUGGCUCCGCGCUCCGACAGCGAGGAGAGCGGCUCCGAGGAGGAGGAGGAGGAGGAGGAGGAGGAGCAGCCCCAGCCGGCCCAGCCAGCGCUGCCCGUGGAGGAGAAGAAGAAAAUUCCAGACCCGGACAGCGACGACGUCUCGGAGGUGGACGCCCGACACAUCAUCGAGAACGCCAAGCAGGACGUGGACGACGAGUACGGCGUGUCCCAGGCGCUGGCUCGGGGGCUGCAGUCCUACUACGCCGUGGCGCACGCCGUCACCGAGCGCGUGGACAAGCAGUCGGCCCUGAUGGUCAACGGCGUCCUCAAGCAGUACCAGAUCAAAGGCCUGGAGUGGUUGGUGUCCCUCUACAACAACAACCUCAACGGGAUCCUGGCCGACGAGAUGGGACUGGGGAAGACCAUCCAGACCAUCGCCCUCAUCACGUACCUCAUGGAGCACAAGAGGAUCAACGGCCCCUUCCUCAUCAUCGUCCCGCUCUCGACUUUGUCCAACUGGGCCUACGAGUUCGACAAGUGGGCUCCUUCCGUGGUCAAGGUCUCCUACAAGGGCUCUCCGGCGGCGCGCCGCGCUUUCGUCCCGCAGCUGCGGAGCGGAAAAUUCAACGUUCUCCUCACCACCUACGAGUACAUCAUCAAGGACAAGCACAUCCUGGCCAAGAUCCGCUGGAAGUACAUGAUCGUGGACGAGGGCCACCGCAUGAAGAACCACCACUGCAAGCUGACCCAGGUCCUCAACACCCACUACGUGGCCCCGCGGCGGCUGCUCCUCACCGGGACCCCCCUCCAGAACAAGCUCCCCGAGCUCUGGGCCCUCCUCAACUUCCUGCUGCCCACCAUCUUCAAGAGCUGCAGCACCUUCGAGCAGUGGUUCAACGCGCCCUUCGCCAUGACCGGGGAGAAGGUGGACCUGAACGAGGAGGAGACAAUCCUCAUCAUCCGCCGUCUCCACAAGGUGCUCCGGCCCUUCCUGCUCCGGCGCCUCAAGAAGGAGGUGGAGGCUCAGCUCCCAGAAAAGGUGGAGUACGUCAUCAAGUGCGACAUGUCGGCGCUGCAGCGCGUCCUCUACCGGCACAUGCAGGCCAAGGGCGUCCUCCUCACCGACGGCUCCGAGAAGGACAAGAAGGGGAAGGGCGGCACGAAGACCUUGAUGAACACCAUCAUGCAGCUGCGCAAGAUCUGCAACCACCCCUACAUGUUCCAGCACAUCGAGGAAUCCUUCUCGGAGCACUUGGGCUUCACGGGCGGGAUCGUGCAGGGGCUGGAUUUGUACCGCGCCUCCGGGAAGUUCGAGCUCCUGGACCGGAUCCUGCCCAAACUCCGCGCCACCAACCACAAGGUGCUGCUCUUCUGCCAGAUGACCUCCUUGAUGACCAUCAUGGAGGAUUAUUUUGCUUAUCGUGGCUUCAAAUACCUCAGGCUGGAUGGGACCACCAAGGCCGAGGACCGGGGGAUGUUGUUGAAGACGUUCAACGAGCCCGGCUCCGAGUAUUUCAUCUUCCUGCUGAGCACGCGCGCCGGCGGCUUGGGCCUCAACCUGCAGUCGGCCGACACCGUCAUCAUCUUCGACAGCGACUGGAACCCGCACCAGGACCUGCAGGCCCAGGACCGCGCUCACCGCAUCGGGCAGCAGAACGAGGUCCGCGUGCUCCGCCUCUGCACCGUCAACAGCGUGGAGGAAAAAAUCCUGGCAGCAGCCAAAUACAAACUCAACGUGGACCAAAAAGUGAUCCAGGCAGGGAUGUUCGACCAGAAAUCCUCCAGCCACGAGCGCCGUGCUUUCCUCCAGGCCAUCCUCGAGCACGAGGAGCAGGAUGAGGAGGAGGACGAGGUGCCCGACGACGAGACGGUGAAUCAGAUGAUCGCCCGGCACGAGGAGGAGUUCGACCUCUUCAUGCGCAUGGACCUGGACCGGCGGCGCGAGGAGGCGCGGAACCCCAAGCGGAAGCCGCGGCUGAUGGAGGAGGACGAGCUGCCCUCGUGGAUCCUCAAGGACGACGCCGAGGUGGAGCGGCUCACCUGCGAGGAGGAGGAGGAGAAGAUGUUCGGCCGCGGCUCGCGGCACCGCAAGGAGGUCGACUACAGCGACUCGCUCACCGAGAAGCAGUGGCUCAAGGCCAUCGAGGAGGGCACCCUGGAGGAGAUCGAGGAGGAGGUCCGGCAAAAGAAAUCCUCGCGGAAGCGGAAGCGCGAGCCCGAGGGACCCCCGGGACCCCCGGCGGGCGCCCGCAGCCGCGACAAGGACGAGGAGAGGAGCAAGCAGAAGAAACGGGGGCGGCCCCCGGCCGAGAAGCUGUCCCCAAACCCACCGCCCCUGACCCGCAAGAUGCGCAAGAUCGUCGACGCCGUCAUCAAGUACAAGGACAGCAGCAGCGGGCGGCAGCUGAGCGAGGUCUUCAUCCAGCUCCCGUCCCGCAAGGAGCUCCCGGAGUACUACGAGCUCAUCCGCAAGCCCGUGGACUUCAAGAAGAUCAAGGAGCGGAUCCGGAACCACAAGUACCGGAGCCUGAACGACCUGGAGAAGGACGUGAUGCUGCUGUGCCAGAACGCGCAGACCUUCAACCUCGAGGGCUCCCUGAUCUACGAGGACUCCAUCGUGCUGCAGUCGGUGUUCACCAGCGUGCGGCAGAAGGUGGAGAAGGAGGAGGAGAGCGACGGCGAGGAGAGCGAGGAGGAGGAGGAGGGAGAGGAGGAAGGAUCCGAGUCCGAGGCCCGCUCGGUGAAGGUGAAGAUCCGCCUGGGCCGCAAGGAGAAGGUUCCGGAACGCGGGAAGGGGCGGCGCCGGGGGGGGCGCGGGGGGCGCCCCAAGCCCCUCCUGAGCGACGACGAGAGCGAGGACGAGCAGGAGGAGGUGAGGGGGCGGGGGAGCCCGGGGACCCCCCAGAUCCCGUCCUGA
Passer montanus (Eurasian tree sparrow) is the source of this 4388-nucleotide messenger RNA. It is a transcript of the gene SMARCA4, whose product is annotated as SWI/SNF related, matrix associated, actin dependent regulator of chromatin, subfamily a, member 4. The record is from RefSeq and is a predicted model, not a curated record. Gene Ontology annotation, cellular component: nucleus. The transcript is spliced from 30 exons. The annotation marks the transcript as partial. NCBI's taxonomy places the organism in Eukaryota, Metazoa, Chordata, Aves, Passeriformes, Passeridae. Gene Ontology annotation, molecular function: ATP-dependent chromatin remodeler activity; DNA binding; ATP binding. Gene Ontology annotation, biological process: positive regulation of transcription by RNA polymerase II.